AUGGCUUCUAGACAGGCUUCUCACGCUGGUUCCUGGUACUCUGAUAAUCCUCGCGCCCUGACUCGCCAGCUGGACGACUGGCUAGCGGAGGUGCCAGAAUCGAUGGAUCAAGUCGGAUCGCUUCCAGUACCCGGAGCGCGAGUGAUCAUUGCGCCACAUGCGGGGUAUGCUUACUCAGGACCCUGCGCCGCCUUCGCAUACAGGGCCCUUGAUCUGUCCAAGAUAGAACGCAUCUUUGUCUUGGGCCCAUCACACCACUAUCCGCUUUCCACGCUGGCUCUCCCCCAAGUAACCUCCUACUGUACCCCGCUCUCCAACGAGCCUCUGCCCCUCGACACAGACCUUAUCAGCCAGCUUUUGACGGCCGAAGCAACCAAGACCAAUGGAUCUAAGAUUCGAUUCACCACCAUGAGCCAGUCUGUCGACGAAGAUGAGCACAGUAUCGAGAUGCACCUGCCAUAUAUUCAUCGCUUGCUGCAGCUGCAGUUCCCAAACACUCCAGCGGCACAGUACCCGCCGCUGGUUCCAAUCAUGGUUGGAAGUACCUCUGCCGCGACAGAGCAGGCCUUCGGUGCCUUACUGGCUCCCUAUUUGGCAGACCCGUCGAAUGCCUUCGUGAUCAGCUCGGACUUCUGCCACUGGGGUCUCCGCUUCCGCUACACAUAUUAUGUUCCGCAGGCUCCGACACCUGGACCAGUACUCCCACUGUCGAGCGACAACCUGCCCCAACCGGGCCAGGACCCCGACGACAUUCUGAAGAGCAUUAAUUCGGUCUCCGCGGGACAUGCCUUGCAGCGGCGUGAUCGGGUCUCGAGCAAAGAGCCUGCAAUCCACGAGAGCAUAUCCGCAUUUGAUAUUGCUACUAUGACGGCCAUCACGAGUGGAUCAGCGAGAACCUUCCUCGACACCAUUGACCGCACCGGGAACACGGUCUGUGGCCGACAUCCGAUUGGGGUGAUCAUGGCGGCACUUAAGGUUGCUAUGGCGGGUCAACCCAGCAAGAAGGGUCUCUUCCACUUCCUCCGGUAUGAGCGCAGCUCGGAUGCGGUGGAUGUGAUGGACAGUUCUGUUAGCUACGUGUCUGCCUUUGCGGUGCUCUAG
Molecule: messenger RNA, 1101 nt
Organism: Penicillium canariense
Lineage: Eukaryota; Fungi; Ascomycota; Eurotiomycetes; Eurotiales; Aspergillaceae
Product: protein MEMO1
Exons: 3
Coding region: 1-1101 (366 amino acids)
Source: RefSeq, a predicted model, not a curated record